This is a messenger RNA of Lasiosphaeria miniovina, 1227 nucleotides long. RefSeq lists its product as uncharacterized. NCBI's taxonomy places the organism in Eukaryota, Fungi, Ascomycota, Sordariomycetes, Sordariales, Lasiosphaeriaceae. Bases 121 to 1227 code for a protein of 368 amino acids. The transcript has 6 exons. The record is from RefSeq and is a predicted model, not a curated record.
CCGGCAAACAUCUCAUGCACAGCUCUCUCCUUGAAAGAUUAGAAAGCCAUCUCGAUAAACUCUUUCAAGGGCUCAUUCUCUCUUCAGCCGCAAAAGACACCACAAUCUUGAUCUUUUAUCAUGGCCAGCAAGCCAAACCAGCAGGACGACAAGAGCGUCUCGCCGUCGUCGCCGGACAGCCCAAGCGAGGAGGUCCGUAAGCUGCCUACCAGAUGUGUUGAGAACAUCGACAGUCUGGUGAAAGCAGUCCAAACUCUGGUCGGGAAUGAGGGCACGUUCAAGAUUGAAAUGCGGCAUAACUCCUUCUUCGUCCGAUCGGCUGUCAAGAUUGAAAUGAAGCAGCUUUUGGAGCUGAUUGCCCCAAAGGGGCGACGGCUCUCGGCAUGGAAGUUGGACGAAAGCGAAAUGCUUCCGCACAGCCUGGGUGCCGAGGCAGACACGGGUCACCAGAUCACAGCCAAUUGCAGUUCGGAGGAUGACCUGGUUGUUGCCGACGAGACUGCCAACGACGGAAAUGUCCCGGAACACGACGUCGCCCGACGCCAGCCGGAACCCGUCGCACGGAAACGACUCGACGACGCAACGGCCAUAAUCACGCAACAGCGCCACGCCGUAGUCCAAGGCGCGCUGGCUUUCGGGCAGUACACCGACCUGCGCGCGGGCCGGCUCGAUCCCGCCGCCGACAUCGACCUAGUGGUGCUCUCGCACGUGCACUGGGACCACGUCGGCACGCCGUCCGACUUCGCGCGCGCUACCUUUGCCGUCGGCGCCGGCACCCUCGACCUGCUGCGCCAUGGCGCUGUACCCGGCCGAGCUCUUCAACCACGACGAGCUGCCCGCCGCGCGCACCGUCGAGUUCCCGCCCGGCCCCCCCCGGGCGAAUCGUCGUACGAGGCCAGCAAUGCGAGACACCCCCCUAAGCACACGCCCAUGCCGCACGCCGCUGGCCGGCUUCCCGCAGCGCUAGACGUGUUCGGCGACGGCAGCGUGCACGUCGUUGACAGCCCGGGGCACCUGUUCGGCCACGUCAACCUCCUCGCGCGGCUUGCCAGCGACAGGUACGUGUACCUGGGCGGCGACUGCUGCCACGACCCGCGCAUCCUGCGCGGCGACAGCGGCAAUGCGCUGUACGAUGAUGGCCGCGGCGGGCUGCGCAGCGUGUAUGUCGACACGGGGGCUGCGCGGCGCACGCUCGACCGCAUUGCUGCGUUUGUGGCGGGCCAUUAG